AUGGCUCAAAUGAAGAAGGAUGAUAUUGAAGGCUUAGGGCCUGUCUCAACACACUCGCAAAAUGGCCAGAUUCUUGAGGACCCAAAGGCAUCCUAUGAUGCUGUCUUCGGCGAGAUUAAAGAAGGCGGCCCCAACUACCGUAAUGUUGGCUGGAAGGGGACUGUGGCUCUCAUGAUGAAGACCCAGAUUGGCCUGGGUGUUUUGUCCAUUCCUGGAGUCUUUGAUGUCCUGGGCAUUGUGCCAGGCGUGAUUGCUCUGAUUUGCAUUGCCGCUAUCACGACGUGGUCCGACUACAUCGUCGGCGUUUUCAAGCUUCGCCAUCCCGAGGUUUAUGGUAUCGACGAUGUCGGACGCCUACUCUUUGGCCGCGUUGGCCGUGAGUUCUUUGGAGUCGUGUUCUGUCUCUACUGGAUCUUCGUCGCUGGCUCUGGUAUGCUUGGUGCCUCAAUCGCCCUCAACUCGGUUUCCAUGCACGGUGCAUGCACCAGUGUCUUUGUUGCUGUGGCUGCAUUAAUCGGGUUUGGCUUCGGAAGCAUUCAGACGUUGGGAAAGAUCACUUGGUUCGCAUGGAUUGGUCUUAUAUGUAUCAUGUCUUCAAUCUUUGCCGUCACUAUUGCCGUAGGAGUCCAGGAUCGACCGGCUGCCGCUCCUCAAGAGGGUCACUGGGUUUCUGACUACAAAGUCAUUGGAAACCCAAGCUUCUCGCAGGCUUCGUCGGCGCUAUCUACCUUGGUUUUCGCCUUUGCUGGCACACCGGCCUUUUUUUCUAUCGUAUCCGAAAUGCGAGACCCUCGCCAUUACACUCGCGCUCUCAUCAUUUGCCAAAGUGGUGUAACCGCUACCUAUAUCGCCAUCGGAUGCAUUGUUUACUACUUUUGCGGCUCUUACGUUGCCUCGCCUGCUCUGGGCUCGGCUGGUGCGACCAUGAAGAGAGUUUGCUAUGGUCUUGCUUUCCCCGGCUUAAUUGUGACGACGACUCUCGUUAUCCAUCUUCCCGCCAAGUACAUCUUUAUCCGUCUGCUGCGUGGAUCCCGUCAUUUGACCGAGAACACGAUGAAGCACUGGGGAACUUGGCUUGGAUGCACCUUCAGCAUCGCUGUGAUCGCGUACAUCAUUGCCAGUUCUAUCCCUGUUUUCGAUGGUCUCGUGUCACUUGUCGGUGCGCUCUUUGGCACCCUUCUUUCCUUCCAACCAAUGGGCUGCAUGUGGCUUUAUGAUCACUGGACUGAGGGCAAGCUCCAGAAGCGGCCGAUGUGGAUUGCCAUGGUCUGCUUCAGCGUCUUCGUUGUCAUUAGUGGCUCCUUUCUGAUGAUAGCAGGAGCCUACGGUUCGAUUAUUGGGAUAUUGGAAAGCUACAAGGUGUCCGGAGGUUCUGCGGCAUUUUCUUGUGCAGACAACUCCAACUCUGUUUAG
Messenger RNA from Colletotrichum spaethianum, 1413 nucleotides. RefSeq names its product N amino acid transport system protein. Gene Ontology annotation, biological process: amino acid transmembrane transport. The record is from RefSeq and is a predicted model, not a curated record. The transcript has 5 exons. Gene Ontology annotation, cellular component: vacuolar membrane. The coding region runs from base 1 to 1413 and encodes 470 amino acids. Gene Ontology annotation, molecular function: amino acid transmembrane transporter activity. Lineage: Eukaryota; Fungi; Ascomycota; Sordariomycetes; Glomerellales; Glomerellaceae.